GCGCUGUGCUGUCCUUUCCAAUCCCCCGCCCCCCCCCCCGUGUCAUCGCCGUCGACGGAGACGAGGGUUUAGGCACCUCCUCCCCGCGCCGGCGUCUCCCCCCCGCUGGAGCCUCUCUUCCCUCGCGCAGCAGGCUCAACCCGCAGCGCUCGGGCGAUCCAUGGAGCCUGCGGAGGCCACGUGGAAGAGGGCCCGCCCGUGCAGCUGCCGCGGCGGCGGCGGGGGCUCUGACCGACUGAGCGCCCUGCCGGACUGCCUCCUACACGUCAUCAUGUCCUCCCUCAAGGCCCGGCAGGCGGUGCAGACGUGUGUGCUGUCCAGGCGAUGGAGGGACCUCUGGCGCUCGGUGCCAUGCCUCGACGUCGACAUCAACGAGUUCAGGGCCAACACGGCGGCGCCUGAUCUCAACCAGGACGCCGGCUCGGGUGGCGACGGCAUCCCUCGCUCCAGUGACGACGCCGGCUCGGGUGGCGACAGCAUCCCUGGCUCCAGUGACGACAGCACUAGCUCUGACUACAGCAGCUCUAGCUCGGAGAGCGACGACAUCUCUGACUCGGAUAGCAACAACAGCUAUGACUCGUUCAUGAUGCAGUUGAUGCCCUCGCCCUACUACUCCUCAGAUGUCGACAACAGCAAGGAUUGGGAGAAAUUCGAGGAUUUCACCGCGACCCUGAUGAAUCGUUGUAACAUUGCACAGCUGGAUUCCUUUAGGCUGCAGAUUGGCUGGCACCGGGCACCUGAUCAGUUUUAUCGUACGCAAGCAGGAGGAUGGCUCCGCCGCGCAAUGAAAUACUGCAACCCGGAACCUUCCAGUCCACGCAAGGGAUUGAGCCCCAGUCCGUGGCGCCUCAAAAGGCUGCAUCUCUGCCAUUCGCGUUUGGAAGAUCGUUUCAUGAAGCAUGUUAGUUCAGUGUGCCGCAGUUUGGAGGAUUUGGAGCUGCACGAUUGCAAUUGUCAAAGUCGGUCAGUCACCUCCGACUCGCUGAAGACCCUGGUUCUGAAAAAUUGCACUUGGCUCAACCUUUCUGAGAUUGCAUUGCCCACACUGAAGACAUUGGUUAUUGAUGGUAGCCACAACAUUUCUCGCAGUGUGCUGGUUAUCUUGACCCCUGCUCUGGCUUCUCUGCACCUGGCUGUGAGAAUUGACCAAUUUUAUGGUGGUAUUUCAACAAAUCAGAUGCCAUCCCUUGUCAAGGCUUCAAUUCAUCUACGAGGUCACAGAUAUCGUACUGUAUCCAAACAUAGUAAACUUGGUGGCGAUCAAUUCAAGCUUCUUUGUAGUAUCUCUAACGUGACAAGUUUAGAGUUGACUGGUGUUGGCAAGACGGUGCUCGGUGAGAAACCAACAUUCCAAGAAUUCAUGAACCUGAGAAACCUAUUGCUGGAUGAUUGUGAUCUCAAGAACAACUUCCGCACAUUAGGAUUCUUUCUUCAGAGUUCACCUAAUCUGGAGAAGCUCACUCUGCGGCACUGCAAGUUCCCAAAUUACCCAAAGAAAAAGAAAGGAGAGCCCAAACUCAAUAAGACCUCAUCUUCUGAGUUCCGUGGCCUGGAUUUCAUGUGUGCGAACCUCAAGGUUGAAAUCAUAUGUUCCAAUGGCGAUGCCCACGAACUCGUCAAGGUUUUGCUGGACGCUUCAAGGAACCUGUCGAAGAAGAACAUUAAAUUCACCAAAGUUAAUUAGGUUAUUGUUGGUCCAGCGAUCCAAGCAUUCUAUGUGGUUCAUGUGGAUUAUGCAGGCAUAUUAUAAGCUCCCUUAAGAUUCCUCAAAUCGCAGACAUAUACUUUCAAAUCAUUUCUAGGUGAUGCAGGCCUUUGCUCUACUGACCACAUAUAUAUGCUAUUGGUUUUUACUCUGUUUCUUUGCUUUUAAGGAUAUUAUUGCCUCUGGACAUGUUUGCUAUCUGUGUUCCUUUUCUCCCCCAUACCGGAAAUGUCUCCAAUUAGAAAACACUGGCAAGUGUAAAAAUGAAUUUGAAAAUAGAUCCAGAUAUCGCAAGUUUUUUU
Panicum virgatum (switchgrass) is the source of this 2007-nucleotide messenger RNA. RefSeq names its product MEIOTIC F-BOX protein MOF-like. The record is from RefSeq and is a predicted model, not a curated record. NCBI's taxonomy places the organism in Eukaryota, Viridiplantae, Streptophyta, Magnoliopsida, Poales, Poaceae. The transcript is spliced from 4 exons. Gene Ontology annotation, molecular function: protein binding. Bases 161 to 1684 code for a protein of 507 amino acids.